Messenger RNA from Sus scrofa (pig), 4002 nucleotides. It is a transcript of the gene CYP2G2, whose product is annotated as cytochrome P450 family 2 subfamily G member 2. The record is from RefSeq and is a predicted model, not a curated record. Gene Ontology annotation, molecular function: arachidonate epoxygenase activity; oxidoreductase activity, acting on paired donors, with incorporation or reduction of molecular oxygen, reduced flavin or flavoprotein as one donor, and incorporation of one atom of oxygen; iron ion binding. NCBI's taxonomy places the organism in Eukaryota, Metazoa, Chordata, Mammalia, Artiodactyla, Suidae. Gene Ontology annotation, cellular component: intracellular membrane-bounded organelle; cytoplasm. Gene Ontology annotation, biological process: epoxygenase P450 pathway; xenobiotic metabolic process.
CAAACCUGAAACCUCGUGGUUCUUAGUUGGAUUUGUUUCCACUGCACCAUGACAGGAACUCUAAGAGAUUAAUCUUGAAUGGCUGAGUGUGUUGGGAGAGUGUCACAGUGGAAAGGAGAGGCAAAAGAUGGGAGCUGACACUUCCCCCUCCCUGGAAGACAUUCUAGCAGCAGAUCCAAAAUCAAGAAAGUGGUGCUGUGUGAGUCACUUAGUUAUCCCAGAAUUCCUAUCACCUCUGCACCUGGGACACCUCAGCCUAGGCAGCCAAGCCUUAUUCCAAACCUGCAGGCUUCCUAAGGGAUUCAAUUUCCAAGCCUGGGAAUUAGGCACAUGAGAAGGGCUUUUGGAUUUUGUUUAAUCAUAUGUAUAGGUAAAAUAUAAUACCUAGGAAUUUUGUUUCAGGUCAGUAAUGUAGAUUUACAAACAUGUGGUGCAAAAAGGGUUGAAAAUCAUUGAUUUAGAUUACUGCGGAGAGAAAUCACUAGGUCAUGUCUCUGGAAGUUGUCUUCCCUUCUAGAGACUGGGGCUCAGAAGUGGUCCCUACAUCUUAGACUUUCCCAGUGUAUACAUACACAUACACACACCAUACACCAUACACACACCAGCACAGUUCCGAUAAACCAACACAGGUAGUCUCCGAUUUUACUCUUUGAUAUUAUCUCAGUAAAUGCAACAGAACUUGAUUAAAUCUCUUCACCUUAGUUAUUUCUUUUGCUAUUCCAAGUCUUCAUCUUACUGCCUUUAUAUUUUUAACUGAUUCAUUAGCAUCUGGCAAAGAGAGAGGAGCCACCCCUGUUCUCUAUGAAGAUUUUCUAAAACACUACGGUUACCCUAUUUGACGUACAGGGAAACUGAGUCCAAGAGAGUUUGGUGACUCGCCAAUGAAGACAAGAUGGCACUGAAAUUUGAAUUCAGAUUAUAUGAUUCCUAAGUGAAAUAGCCUAAAAAUUAUGUUCAACUGCUUCCCAUGUCCUAUUAAGACAUAUUGAGCUGCGGAGUGCCCAUCGUGGCUCAGCAGUUAUCGAAUCUGACUAGCAUCCAUGAGGAUGCAGAUUCUAAUCCCCAGCCUUGCUCAGUGGGUUAAGGAGCCGGCAUUGCCAUGAGCUGUGGUCAGCAGCUACGCUCCAAUCUGAAAUUCCAUAUGCCAUGGGUGCGGACCCAAAAAGCAGGGAAAAAAAAAAAACUAAACUAAACCUGUUGAGCUGGAGGCUGAGCUGAGGGAGAACUGAGAAACUAGAAAUAUGAAGAAAGGGGAAUGGCCCCAAUGGAUUCCCCUGAGUGAAUUUAAUCCAUCCUUUAUUCAGGUGGGAGAUUAUAGGUUAUAUAACCACGCCCUAGAUAAAGCAAUCUCUCCCCUGAUGGCAUGCAUACCCGGAAAAACUGAAUCCCAGGGUAUUCAGAUUUCUACACAGCUGAUUUCCCAGAAUGUAUUUAGGCAGGAUCUGGUCCCCUGGACACAACCCCUCGACCUGGCACCAUGGAGCUGGGAGGGGCCUUCACCAUCUUUCUGGCACUCUGCUUGUCUUGUCUGCUCAUCCUCAUCGCCUGGAAACGGAUCAGCAAGGGCGGGAAGCUGCCCCCUGGUCCCACACCGAUACCCUUCCUGGGAAACCUUUUGCAAGUCCGUACUGAUGCCACUUUUCAGUCUUUCAUGAAGCUCAGGGAGAAAUAUGGCCCAGUCUUCACUGUGUACAUGGGUCCCCGGCCGGUAGUUGUUUUGUGUGGACAUGAAGCAGUGAAGGAGGCUCUGAUAGACCGAGCAGAUGAGUUCAGCGGCCGUGGAGAAUUGGCUUCAGUAGAGCGGAACUUCCAAGGUCACGGUGUAGCCCUGGCUAAUGGAGACCGAUGGAGGAUACUGCGACGCUUCUCCCUGACCAUUCUUCGCGACUUUGGGAUGGGAAAGAGAAGCAUUGAGGAGCGAAUCCAGGAGGAGGCUGGCUUCUUACUACAGGAAUUACGAAAGACCAAGGGUGCCCCCAUCGAACCUACUUUCUUCCUGAGCCGCACCGUCUCCAAUGUCAUCAGUUCCGUCGUCUUUGGAAGCCGCUUCGACUAUGAGGACAAGCAAUUCCUGAAGCUGCUGCAGAUGAUCAACCAGAGUUUCAUCGAGAUGAGCACGCCCUGGGCCCAGCUAUAUGACAUGUACUCUGGAAUCAUGCAAUAUUUGCCAGGAAGACACAAUCGCAUCUACUACUUGAUAGAGGAGCUCAAGGACUUCAUUGCCUCCAGGGUGAAGAUCAACGAAGCAUCUCUGGACCCUCAAAACCCUCGGGACUUCAUCGACUGUUUCCUCAUCAAGAUGCACCAGGAUAAAGAUAAUCCCCACACGGAAUUCAACCUCAAGAAUUUGGUCCUCACCACUCUCAACCUCUUUUUUGCUGGCACAGAGACUGUGAGCUCCACCCUGCGCUACGGGCUGCUGCUAAUGAUGAAACACCCUGAGGUGGAAGCCAAGAUCCACGAAGAGAUUGACCAGGUGAUUGGACCGCAUAGAAUCCCACGUGUAGAUGACCGGGUCAAGAUGCCCUACACAGAUGCCGUGAUCCAUGAGAUACAGAGACUGACAGAUAUCGUGCCCAUGGGUGUCCCCCAUAACGUCAUCCGGGACACUCAUUUCCGAGGCUACCUUCUGCCCAAGGGCACCGACGUGUUUCCUCUGCUUGGCUCCGUCCUCAAAGACCCCAAAUACUUCCGAUACCCAGAUGCCUUCUACCCCCAGCAUUUCCUGGAUGAGCAGGGCCGCUUCAAGAAGAAUGAAGCCUUUGUGCCUUUUUCCUCUGGAAAGCGCAUCUGCCUGGGCGAGGCCAUGGCCCGAAUGGAACUCUUUCUCUACUUCACCUCCAUCCUUCAGAACUUCACCCUCCGCUCGCUGGUGCCACCUGCCCACAUCGAUAUCACGCCCCAAGUCUCAGGCUUUGGCAACAUACCCCCGACCUAUGAGCUCUGCCUCAUAGCCCGCUGAGCGCCCCCUGCUGGACGCGGAAGGAACCGACGGAGGACAGAGCUCCUCCCACUCUCCACCUCCCCUUCCACCCCACCCCAUGCCCCCCCACCUCAUCCCCCAGCCCCCAGCACCCGCCUCCGUGUGCACAGGGACACCCGCCCUCGUCAUCCCCCUAAAUCCUCAAGAUAGCCCCAAGAGAAGUCACUAUUACACUGUCAUGAGACACAGGUCCGCAGGGAUCACCCCAGAAUUUGGAGCUGUAUAUCUUCCACAUCCAGUAAAAAAGAAACGUCCUGUUCAAGACUUUGGCAAAACUUGCAGAUUUUAAGUUCAUUUUGUUCACAUCUGGCUAAGUUUCUGUCUGCUCCAGAUUCUUGUAGCUGACCUCGUGUCUUUAUGUUGUUCCUUUGACUUUUCCCUGAUUAUGACCAAAAUGUGAGACACAAUCCUUUCUCUUUCAUUCUCAUAGUCACCGCUCUCAAAUAAGGCAACAGAGAACUGGAGCCUGUUGGCCACAGCAAGUGUGUGUACUGUGUGUGACAUUGGUAGGACCCUGCAACAAUUUCAAAUGGCUUUUUUGACUUGUUUACUAACUGUCCUUUCUUGCAGCUCAUCGCCACAGAUUUCCCACUGGUUGGGCCACCAUCUUGCUGGUUUGCCACCUGGAUGUCCCCGUCAUCUGAGUUUCUAAACCUGGUUUCCUGGUUGUUCUUAUCAGAAUUUCCAAUUCCGAAUACUCCCCGAUUCAUGGUGAAGAAGACUUUAAUUCACAGCUCUAUUAUUCCAUUUCGAAACUCCAUGGACUUGCCCAGCUGAUAAAGGCCCUCCCUCCUAUUUCAUGGUUUUCAACUAAUGUUUAUCAAAUACCCAACAUGUGCCAGCACCUUCUUCAGGUACUUGGGCUGUAUCAGUGAGCAAAACAGACAAAACUCCUGCCCUCAUGGAACUUCUAACGGGGAGGGUAGACAAUGAAGAAUAAACACAAUAAAUUUUAAAAUGAUGUAGUGUGGACUUUCCAUUGUGGCUCAACCAAUUAAGAGCCUGACUAUUAUCCACGA